CACGCUGACCCUCAAAAUGGGGGGCCCAAAAUAGUCCCCUCGUGUACUCCCUGUUCACUCACAACUGCGUGGCCGCUCACAACUCCAAUACCAUCCAUUAAGUUUGCAGUCGACACGACGGUGGUGGACCUGUUUACUGACGACGAUGAGACAGCCUAUAGGGAGGAGUUGUUCUGGAAAGAGCCAUGCAAUUCUCUCCGGGCUGUUUGGUGUUGGUGUUCUCCCUUUUCCAUAGUGCACCUAGAGCUCCGGCCACUGUGGUUGAGGACUUCAACCAUGUAGAACGAUGCAAGGAUUCCUUAUACAUGGGAACCCCACCACGGGGAAUCAUUGAUGCCAAACUGAAGAAGAUCUGUCAGCGCUAUGCAGACAAGCCACGCUUCGUGACCCUGUACGACCCUCAGAAACGAAUCCCUGUCUACUCAGCCUACUCCUUCAAGAAGACAGAGGGAGACCGGCGCGUGGACUACCCCUGGAUGUAUGAGCCACAGCUGGCAGAGGUUGAUGGCAAUGGAAACAUGCUACCCUUCCCUACCGGCUACCUGCACAUGAAGUUUGAGGACAGCCAAGCAGUGCUGGAUGACUACUCUGACGUAGUACUGUAUGAACGUGGCCACCUGAACCCAGACCAGCACCAGUCUGACCCUCAUGACCGAGCCUCCACUUACACCCUGACCAACGUGGUGCCAGAGAUCAGAGAGUUCAACAUUGGGCCGUGGCGUGAGCACGAGGAGCGUAUCCGUGUCCGCCUCAACAACUACUGCCGUGGCACCGCCUUCAUUGUCACAGGGGUGACCACUACAGGUCACAUGAUUCGCCGGAACAACCAGGACCGCGUGGCCAUCCCUGAGGACGUGUGGACUGCCUACUGCUGCACUGACUACGACCGCAACGCCCCCCACGAUGUCCGCAUUCGCUUCCCCUCCCAGGCUGCCCUGGCCAAGAACGCCAAGGAGGGCAACACGGUCCACGAGAUAACUGUUCAGGACUUGGAGAACUUCCUGAAGACCCGGAUGGACGUGGACCAGAACCUGCAGCUCUUCUAUGACAACUGCAUCUCCCCCUCUCCCCUCCCUCUGUACCUCCACCACACCAUCUAAACGCUCCCCAGCAGCUACCAUACCCACCUACUCUGUGUGCUCUGUGUAUCUCAAAUGUGUAUGCUCAGUGCGCUAGUAGUUUUUAUAAUGAUUAAAUAUGAUGUACACUGGCAGUUUGUUAAAAGUUUUGUACUUGUAACAGAACAUUCAUAGCAUUUGGUCAUGCUUUGGAUAUGCUUUUAUUAUCUAAGAUCUGCUUUGCAAAUGACUUCUGUUGUAGUGUAGGCUAAUUGUCCUUCCAAAUUAAUUAUGUUGUAGCGUAGGCUAAUUGUCCUUCCAAAUUAAUUAUGUUGUAGCGUAGGCUAAUUGUCCUUCCAAAUUAAUUAUGUUGUAGCGUAGGCUAAUUGUCCUUCCAAAUUAAUUAUGUUGUAGCGUAGGCUAAUUGUCCUUCCAAAUUAAUUAUGUUGUAGCGUAGGCUAAUUGUCCUUCCAAAUUAAUUAUGUUGUAGCGUAGGCUAAUUGUCCUUCCAAAUUAAUUAUGUUGUAGCGUAGGCUAAUUGUCCUUCCAAAUUAAUUAUGUUGUAGCGUAGGCUAAUUGUCCUUCCAAAUGAAUUUUGUUGUAGUGUAGGGUAAUUGUCCUUCCAAAUGACUUCUGUUGUAGUGUAGGGUAAUUGUCGCUCUAUUUUCUGUAUUUCUAGCACUCUUUUUAACUGCAAUUGGCUUUGCGCUAUCUGUCCCCUUAUAAAACAGCUCAGUGGCAUUCAAAUACAAUGGUGUAGUGUGUCAACCAUUCAUGGAAAGGUGUUAUCUGCUCAUAGUUGGAAAGUGGUUGUAAAAUGGACUAUACCAUCAAAGGCUGUAAAGAGUGUAUCUUCUUUGAAUAAAACAAAUGAGUUCUCUGA
Messenger RNA from Oncorhynchus mykiss (rainbow trout), 1941 nucleotides. Its product is annotated as endonuclease domain-containing 1 protein. The record is from RefSeq and is a predicted model, not a curated record. Gene Ontology annotation, molecular function: hydrolase activity; metal ion binding; nucleic acid binding. Lineage: Eukaryota; Metazoa; Chordata; Actinopteri; Salmoniformes; Salmonidae.